Molecule: messenger RNA, 4501 nt
Organism: Dunckerocampus dactyliophorus (ringed pipefish)
Lineage: Eukaryota; Metazoa; Chordata; Actinopteri; Syngnathiformes; Syngnathidae
Product: zinc finger protein OZF-like
Exons: 5
Coding region: 916-2628 (570 amino acids)
Biological process (GO): regulation of cytokine production; regulation of immune system process; negative regulation of transcription by RNA polymerase II
Source: RefSeq, a predicted model, not a curated record
CGGCUGUAACAGAAGAUUCAAGUUUACGAUUAAGAAGUUAUAUAAUAUAUAAGAAGUUAUAUAAGAAGUUAUAUAUAUCCACGACAAAUAUAGCAUUACCUCAAAAAUUCGAUUUUAAAGCCCACGAAAUGGAAGUUGAGCUUGGAGCAUUGAAGUGCAAUCUGCAGUGAAGGUUGAAGACGUGAUAGAAGAUGAACCACUGCUAGGCUAAGAUGGCGACGUCCCGUCAAAGAGAAGGCCAAAGAGAAUCAGCGCCACCAACCCCCAGCAAAUCAUCAACGGAGAAAAAGUUCGAACCUGCAGAUAACAGAUGGACUUUUUCAUCCCGCAUAAUAGUGGGUUACCUGCUGUGACCGCCAGAGGGCACCCUAUGAAAAGGGGCCGUAUUAUCGUCUCCAUUCUCUUGCUUGUUGCAAGAAAGGGUAGCUGGUGCAAGCCGGUUCCCCGGGAAAUAAAGGACAUCCAAAAAUGAAUUGCUCAUCAAGAACAAUGUCCCACUCAGCUGCAGGGGGGGAGAUUCCCUUUGAAGCUGGAGGAUCCACAGCCCCCCCGUGUUAAAGAGGAAGAGGAGCAACUCUGGAUCACUCAGGAGGGAGAGUGUCUUCUUGGGCUGGAGAAGGCUGAUCUCACCAAGUUGCCACUGACUGUUGUCUCUGUGAAGACUGAAGAUGAUGAAGACACACCGCAAGCAGACAACCUCUUAGCUCCACUGUCAGAUAGUGACGACACGUCACAUUCUCUCGAGAAUGAAGUCUGGGAUGACACUCAAGAACCUUUGAGCAGCGAUAAAGACUGGGAAGGUGAUAUGCGGACUCACACUGCCAACAAAUACUCUGAAUGCUCCGAAAAGAAGAGAGCCCACGAAACGGAAGUUGAAAUGAAGAUUGAGGACGUGAUAGAAGAUGAACCACUGCUAUGCUAAAAUGGCGACGUCAAGUCAAAGAGAAGGUGGAAGAGAAUCAGCGCCACCAACUCCCAGCAAAUCAUCAACGGAGAAAAAGCCUCAAACUGCAGAUAACGGUCAACAUCCAACCGAUUGCUCGUGAAAGACAACGUCCCCCUCAGAUGCAGGAGGGGAGCUCCACUUUGAAGCGGGAGGAUCCAACGCCCCCGCAUGUUAAAGAGGAAGAGGAGGAGCUCUGGACCACUCAGGAGGGAGAGCAUCUUCUAGGACUGGAAGUGGCUGAUCUCACCAAGUUGCCACUGACUGGUGUCUCUGUGAAGACUGAAGAUGAUGAAGACAAACCAGCUGAAUCCUUUUUCUGGUUUUGUCCUGCAGAUGUCCAGCAGCUGAUUAGUCAUCAAGAAGAGUGUCCCCGUCAGUUGCAAGCGAGCGCCACUUUGAAACAGGAGGAUCCACAGCCCCCCCAUGUUAAAGAGGAAGAGGACGAGCCACAGCUCUCCCAUGUUAAAAAGGAAAGGGUGGAACUCUGGACCACUCAAGAGGAACAACGUUUUCUCGGGCAGGAAAAGGCUGAUCUCACCAAGUUGCCACUGACUGUGAAGAUAGAAGACAAACCACCUGAGUCCUCACAGCUUCAUCACAGUCCAAGUGAGGAGAACAGAGGGGCGGAGCGUCCAAGCAGCAGCAGCUCACCACAACACAUGACAACAGAAGCUGAUGGAGACCACUGUGGAGGAUCACAAGCAGACAACCUCUUAGCUCCACUAUCAGAUAGUGAUGACACAACAUCACACUCUUCUGAGGAUGAAGACGGGGACGACACCCAAGAACCUUUGAGCAGCGAUACAGACGGUGAAGGUGAUAUGAGGACUCAUGCUGACAACAAACACUCCAAAUGCUCUAAAAAGAAGACAGGUAAAAACUGUUUGACGUGCGCUUUUUGUUCUAAAAGCUUUCAUUAUAAGAGUAAUUUGAAUGUACACAUGCGUAGACACACAGGAGAAAAACCUUUCAGUUGCUCUGUUUGUGCUAAACGCUUUUCUCGUCAGAGCCAUCUGACUCAGCACAUGCCGACACAUACAGGAGAAAAACCCUUCAGUUGCUCAGUUUGUGCUAAAUGUUUUUCUCUUAAGGGCCACUUGACUCGACACAUGCUGACGCACACAGGAGAAAAACCUUUCAGUUGCUCAGUUUGUGCUAAAAGCUUUUCCUUUAGGAGCGGUAUGACUCGACACAUGCUGACGCACACAGGAGAAAAACCUUUCAGUUGCUCAGUUUGUGCGAAAAGCUUUUCCUUUCAGAACCGUUUGACUCGACACAUGCUGACACACACAGGAGAAAAACCUUUUAUUUGCUCCGUUUGUAGCCAAGGAUUUGCUCGGAAGUCAACAAUGUUUUUACACAUGAGAACACACACAGGAGAAAAACCUUUCUAUUGCUCAGUUUGUGGUAGAAGAUUCUCUCGAAAGGAAUAUAUGGUAUCACACAUGAGAACGCACGAAGGAGAAAAACCUUUCCAUUGCUCAGUUUGUGGUAGAAUAUUUUCUCGGAGGGAGCGUAUGAUAUCACACAUGAGAACACACAAAGGACAAAAACCUGUUUGCUGCUCAGUUUGUGGUAAAAGUUAUUUUCGCCAAACCACUUCAGCUAACCAUAUAGUCAAACACACAGGAGGAGAAAAAACUUGUUGUUGUUCAGUUUUGCUGUUUAGGCUUUUUGUGUGAGUCUAUAUUAUUGACACACAUGCGAACGCACAACAGAGAAAAACCGUUUAGUUGCUCAGUGUGCGGUGGGAUUCUUUCAGAAACAGCCCAUGCAAAAAGACACAUGAGAUAAAAUGGUACGUACUCACAGAAAGUCUGGUUCGCUACAUUCAAAAGAAAUGCAACCAUUCAAUACAGUACAAAAGCCAACAUUCCGGAAAAUGUUAGAAUGUUUGAAAGAUCAUGGGAGAACGUAUAUGUCACAAACAGCAAUCCUGAACUAUAGAACCGAGUGAAAGAAGACGUGAAGGACAUCAAAAAUUUAAAAUUUUACGCCGCCAGAUGCCUAUUUAGCCGGUUGUUCUCCAUUUUAUUGUUAUUAGUAUAACUUUCCUUUCAAGAUGAAAUAUCUGUGUUUGGUCUGUGAUUUUUAUCAAAUAAAUUUCCCCCCAAAAAUGCUACAGUGCGACUUAUGUUUUUUUAAAUUCUUCAAUGUGCACUUUUGGCUGGUGUGACUUAUACCCCGGAGCGACUUAUAGUCCGGAAAAUAUAGUAGAUGUUGUGGACACCCUGGGCAUAGUGACACCUUGUUCUGGUAAUGCUUAAAAGUAUUUUGCCAAAAUAUGGCAAAAUACUGUAAAUAUUUACAUGUAUCAUGAAUGUACCCGUUACUACAUGUUCACAGCAUGUAAAUAAUACCAGAAAACAUUGUUGGAGGUAUUGGACAUGAAAUUCUCCACAACUUACUAAAGGUCAAAGGACCACUUUCGAAAAUUAAUUAUGCCAAUUCCACCUCCACCUCACGUGUUCGUUGAUCUCCAGUUAUGAGAAGGAAAGAAGACUCACAGACCAGAUUAAGUUUUUUGUGUUGAGAAUAAAUCAGACAGACUAGGUUAACAGCUUCCGUCUCAUCCACCGGUCCCCUGGUCCUCCAUGCCAGCUGAAUGAGAGAGGGUCCUGGACUCUUCCCCUUCCCGCCUUUUAAAAUUGUUUUCACCAGGCCGUUGGUGCCAGUCUCUCCAAAGAUAACUUUCUCCCGGUUUCUUUGACAAAGUUGUGUGACGCCAGCAGGUGCUAGUCUCUGAGUUGUUGACACUUAUUUAGCAUAAACAUCACGUACUUUUCCCCAGUCUAUCUCAAGGCUUACUGACUUCUUUCUGCCCUUUUCUGGCUGCUGGUCCCAGCUGGCCUUCACAAUGUGUGAGCACUCACUAUUUUUUUUACCUUUGACACGCUUAAACAGUUGUUCAUCUACUCGGCUAAUUGUUUAAUAAAGCAAUACUACUCGGCUAAUUGUUUAAUAAAGCAAUAUUUCUAUAAACUACUUGUAAUCACUCACUCAAUUAUUAGAUUAAUUGAUCAAACGGUUACAGUAUAUCUAUUAUUUUAAGGUACUCUAAUAAUGCAAUCAAUAAACAUCAAUGCAAACAGUUAUUGUAAAAUCUACUUGUAUGUUACUGGGAGGAGUUGUGGUCUAAUCCUCUCCUACCAUUAGCACCUCCGAUCAAAGGGAAGUGUAGCUUCCUGAGUUGGGUAUGAACGACUUAGUCCCAGUCUUAGUGUAAGGAACCAAUAGGAGGAGGGUGUUGGCACACCAAUUCCGCUCACUCUUACUGUAUUUAAGGCCUAGGCUACCAGCACUUGUUAGUUCGCUGACGAAGCUCUUCGGAUGAGGAGUGAAACGUCCGACACCUUCUUCACAGAAGUACAGAUGACGUCUCAAGAAGCCUUUCCCUCGUUUUUAAAAUAUACUUUGAAAAAUAUGGAAUGAAAGAAAAUGACAAUUUUGCUAGUUUCACCACUAAUUCACACAAUCUUGAAUUGAAUAAAACAUAUUUUCAGUCUGACAGCUUCAAUCAAGUGUAUUGUUUGUGUUGGCAAUGUUUGUUGACGA